Molecule: messenger RNA, 510 nt
Organism: Adineta steineri
Lineage: Eukaryota; Metazoa; Rotifera; Eurotatoria; Adinetida; Adinetidae
Source: the annotation of a GenBank genome assembly
AUGAAACAUUGGCUGAAUUUUGUCUUAAAUAUAUCAAUCCGAGUUGUUGAACGAGUAGCAAAUAUGUCCUAUAUUCUACAUGUCAAAGAAAAAGUUCUCAAGCCCUUGGGUGUUGAUAUCAGUAAAGUCGGAGUACGAUUAUCUGAUUUUGAAAAUACAGAAGAUUUCGUCAAACAUUAUGCAUAUGUAUUUAAUACAACUGAUCUUGAAAGAUGGCAACAAGUAAUGCCACAACUAAAUCUUACACCAAUUUCAGAUAAUCCACCCACUUGGCUACACAUUUCAAAUUAUGGAUUUGGUGCGUAUCCUGCCGGUCUUUUGCGUAUGUCUGCGAAUACAUUGUCAGUAUUUCUCCGUAUGUUUCUUAAUAAUGGAUCUUCUAUUCUUCGUCCUCGAUCAAUUGCUGAAAUACGGACAAUAGUUGGUGGCGGUAACAUACCUGACUAUGGUCUGAUUGGAAACAAUAAUUCUACACAAGAAUCACCUUCAUCACAAUUUGGACUUAGCUGA